UCUCUCCAUCUCCAAAGACUGAGAAAAGAGAAAAAGAAACACCAAGAAAGAGAGAGAAAGAGAGAGAAACCGAAGGAAAAUCCCCGAGAAACGAAGAGAGGAAGUGGAAAAUGGUGGUGGAGGAGGCGCUAAAGUCAGCGACCACCGAGGAAGAGAGCAACACCAACAUCAACAUGAUCGCAAACCCUAACCCUAACCCCAGGGCUGGCGGAGCUGGGGAGGAGGACGAGGAGCCCGAGGAGGGAGAGAUCGUCGGGGAAGAUGAGGACUCGAAGCAAACGGGCACGGAGGUGGUGCACCAGUCCCACCCGCUCGAGCACUCGUGGACCUUCUGGUUCGACAACCCCGCUGCCAAGUCCAAGCAGGCCGCUUGGGGUAGCUCUCUGAGGCCGAUCUACACCUUUUCUACGGUUGAAGAGUUCUGGAGCGUUUACAAUAAUAUUCAUCAUCCAAGCAAAUUGCUUGUUGGAGCAGACUUCUAUUGUUUUAAACAUCAAAUAGAGCCAAAAUGGGAGGACCCUGUUUGUGCUAAUGGAGGGAAGUGGACUAUAACCUUUUUUAAUAGAGGGAAAUCUGACACCUGUUGGUUGUAUACGUUGCUUGCAAUGAUUGGAGAGCAAUUUGAUCGCGGAGACGAAAUAUGUGGAGCAGUUGUCAAUGUGAGAGCUAGGCAGGAAAAAGUUAGUGUGUGGACCAAGAAUGCUUCAAAUGAAGCUGCACAGUUGAGCAUUGGGAAACAGUGGAAGGAGUUUCUCGAUUACAAUGACACGAUAGGAUUUAUAUUCCAUGAUGAUGCAAAGAAACUUGACAAAAAUGCCAAGAAUCGCUACACAGUAUGAUGUGUAGUGUUCUUCGCUAGGGGUAUGCCAAGAGGAUGCACGAUGUUUUCUGGUUGCUGCCUACUCAUCCUAGAUACCAUUCUAGGAUUUGGUCUGAGUUGUCCCUGCUUUGGACCAUUUUCCAUUUGGCCAGAGAAAUUUACAGUGAUAUGAGCUGAGUUAGACUUCCUCCUAUCAAAUCUUUAAAUAUCAAUGUAGAAUAAUUAGUGGCUCAAAUUUCUCAAAAAUUCCUCAUUGUUCUUGUCUGCAUAGUUUA
Molecule: messenger RNA, 1095 nt
Organism: Alnus glutinosa
Lineage: Eukaryota; Viridiplantae; Streptophyta; Magnoliopsida; Fagales; Betulaceae
Product: eukaryotic translation initiation factor 4E-1-like
Exons: 5
Coding region: 111-839 (242 amino acids)
Biological process (GO): translational initiation
Cellular component (GO): cytoplasm; eukaryotic translation initiation factor 4F complex
Molecular function (GO): translation initiation factor activity; RNA 7-methylguanosine cap binding
Source: RefSeq, a predicted model, not a curated record